CACACACAGACAAACACACGCGCACACACAACCAUAUACAGACACAGAGACCGCGUACUGCUCUCUGACCACUCGCACCCACUUCCCCGGAGCCGACCUCGCCCGCGGCAAGUGCGUCCUGCGUGGCCGCGGAAGAAGCGAGGGGCUAAGCGGCCGCGGCGCCAGGGAACCGGCGCGCGGCGGGAGCGGCGGCCGGGACACUCCGGCAGCACCCGGUGCCUCCAGCAGCCGCGACCGCCCCCGCGGGGGCUGAAGGGCACAGAGCCGCCACCCCGCUCGCUCCCGGGCCCCCUGCUACCCCAUGAGAGAAGGAGAAGCCGGGCGAAGGAGCAGGACGCUCGGCAGCUGGACUCCUCCGCAAGCCCCGAGCGCCCCCUUCUCCUGCCCGGCUCCGACGCCCGGGAAGCGACAUGCAACCGCCGCGCUUGGGCUGAAAGGGGAAGGGGCCGGCGCCACCCGCCCGCUCGGAACCCGGUCCCAGCGGCGGCUGCUCGUCCCGGCCGCGGUCCCCAGGGCCCGGGAGUGAGCAGGGACCGGAGCAAGAGAGGAGGCCGGCCCGGAGUGGGCCGGGGCGGGGGAGGAGGGCGCGGGGGGGCGGGGAGGGGGCCCCGGCGGAUAAAGAUGGCAAUGUCUCUCAUCCAAGCGUGCCGCAGUCUGGCUCUCUCAACAUGGCUGCUUUCCUUUUGUUUCGUGCAUCUGCUCUGCCUGGACUUCACCGUGGCCGAGAAGGAGGAAUGGUACACCGCCUUCGUGAACAUCACCUACGCCGAGCCCGCGCCCGACUCGGGGGCGACGGGCGGCGGCACGGAGCUGCACACGGAGAAGACCGAGUGCGGGCGCUACGGGGAGCACUCGCCCAAGCAGGACGCCCGCGGGGAGGUGGUCAUGGCCAGCUCGGCCCACGACCGCCUGGCCUGCGACCCCAACACCAAGUUCGCCUCCCCGGCCCACGGCAAGAACUGGAUAGCCCUCAUCCCCAAGGGCAACUGCACGUACAGGGAUAAGAUCCGGAACGCGUUCCUGCAGAACGCCUCGGCCGUGGUCAUCUUCAACGUGGGCUCCAACACCAACGAGACCAUCACCAUGUCCCACGCAGGUGUCGAAGACAUCGUGGCAAUAAUGAUCCCUGAGCUAAAAGGGAAGGAGAUCGUCAGCCUGCUGGAAAGAAACAUCACCGUGACCAUGCACAUCACCAUCGGAACCCGCAACUUGCAGAAAUACGUGAGCCGCACUUCGGUGGUGUUCGUCUCCAUCUCCUUCAUCGUCCUGAUGAUCAUCUCCCUCGCGUGGCUGGUCUUUUACUACAUCCAGAGGUUUCGAUAUGCGAACGCCAGGGACAGGAACCAGCGCCGACUGGGAGAUGCAGCAAAAAAAGCCAUCAGCAAGCUCCAGGUCAGGACCAUCAAGAAGGGAGACAAGGAAACAGAGCCCGACUUUGACAACUGUGCCGUUUGUAUUGAAGGCUACAAGCCCAGUGACGUGGUCCGGAUCCUGCCCUGCCGGCAUCUUUUCCACAAGUCCUGUGUUGACCCCUGGCUCCUAGACCACCGCACCUGUCCCAUGUGCAAGAUGAACAUUCUUAAAGCCCUAGGGAUCCCGCCCAAUGCCGACUGCAUGGACGACUUGCCCACCGACUUCGAGGGAUCGCUGGGAGGCCCCCCAACCAACCAGAUCACAGGCGCAAGUGACACCACCGUGAACGAAAGUUCAGUCACUUUGGACCCUGCCGUCCGCACUGUGGGAGCCCUGCAGGUGGUCCAGGAUCCAGACCCCGCCCCGCAGGAGGGGGAAGUCAUCUUUUCUACCAACAGCGAACAGGAGCCCGCCGUGAGCAGCGACUCGGACAUCUCGCUCAUCAUGGCCAUGGAGGUGGGACUGUCUGACGUGGAGCUCUCCACCGACCAAGACUGCGAGGAGGUGAAGUCGUGAAGGGGCGAAUAUGGGAGAAAGGGACGGUAGGACCCAAGGGGACAGAGGAGAGGGGAGCCCCGCGACCUGGACCGGGCACACAGGCCUCCGGAACACCUCGGCCCCUGCAGGGCGCCCCGCUCAGGAAUGGUCGCGAAAAGCAAUACCCGCGUCCGGCUGGUGGCGCAGCCGCUCCGCCUCCACCGCAGCCGCAGCCGCGGCCUGGGCAGGUUGGAGGCCGAAAGCUGAGUUCCCCUCCCACGUCCUUGCAGACACGCUGUUCAGAAGCUCCUACCACAGACGGAGAGGACGCGUUUAGGGCUUCUCGGUUUUCAUUUCAAUUUUUUCCUGGUCUUGUUUUUUUUGUUUUGAAAUUGUUUGAUUUCUCUGGUGGUUUCUUUUUAAAGACCAUGUAUAGUUUCCUUUAGGUUCACGCCUCUGCGUUUCCUUUGAUUCGCCCCAGCAUUUACGGAGGGUGGUGUUUAGAAGUCCCGCUGUGACUGGUCUGUGCAUUCCGUCUCUGAGAUGAAGGACUCAGCCUGAAGCAUGCCUGGCUUGCGGAGGUGCCUCUGCAUGCUGACCCAGUCGAAGGCCAGCUUUCACUAGGAAUCUGAAUUCUUUCCAGUGGGUCUUGAACUUCCCAGCAGCCGGAGACCCCGACACUAAGCUGUGAAUCUGCUGAGGCCACUGCUCAUUGGUGUCAGCAGCAUCACGCUGGUGGCCUCUUGCCCAGCGCUGUGGAGGCCCAUGUGACAUGAGAAGGAAUCUCUAGGGAGGCACUUUCAUUUGUCUGGGUCUCACCUUCUUUGGCUGAAAUUCUGAACUCAGAGGUCCCCUCCAGGGCAUUAAGGCCAUUCUCCAUGGCUGUAGGGCUUGUAGCUGGAAUUACAAGCUCAGUUUCAAAACCAGAUAUCACGAAUCGUUCCUGAAAGUAAAACAUCUGUUGUACUGCCUUCCCCAAAGCCAGAGCAGGGUCUGUGACCUCACGCAGCUUCUACAGGAAAUGGAGGCCUUAGUCACCUUCAAGCCCGUGUCCCCACAGUGCAGGUUCUACCUUAAUUCCAACACACUUCUGUUACCCCCUCCAGACCUCGAGGAAGGGUUUGGAUGAAUCCUUUGCAGGUUGCUUCCCAGGGCUCCCUGAGCGGGUCCAGAUACCAGGUGAGGAGAGAGGUGUGAUUCGAUGAACACUUGGUCUAAAAGGCUCAGCAGGGGAGUUGGCGACGUCAGGCUUCUCCUGAUGGAGAGGGACAGAGAAAGGAAGAGGUACCCAGAGAGCACUACACGCCACCGUUUUGAAACUCUAUGUUUGUAUUCUUUUUCUGUAACUAUGACAGAAAUGUGCUAUUUUUCCAGCGUGCAAUUUUGAGUACGUUCAUUUAGACUCCCCCAGGGCAGAGGCGAGGAAGGAAGGGAGCGAUUUCUCUGCACAGUCAAGGACCGCUGUGGGCUGCCGCAGGGGUUGACAGGAGUGGGGCUUCCCGCCCCCGAGUUCUCUGCACAUCAGAGGAGGCUUCUCCCCACUCCUCACACUAAUACUGAUCCAGAAACCAGAGCCGGGUUCCGCCAGAAAACCUCGCUGCCCACUGAAGCAGGGAGUGCCCAGCGGGGACCUGGGCCUCGUGCUUGCUGGGUCUCUCCUUUUCAACCUGUGAAGUGGAGGGCGCGUAGCAAGACGGUGCCCAAGGCACCUUCUGGCCUAGCACCACCAGUGAGCACUUUGCCAGGGGUGUCCGUGUUUCACAGGAUGGCAGGUGGCCACCGCUCUGCCUUGGGGAAGCGGAGUUGCUAGACGUGUGACUUACAGUGACGUCUUUUGAGAUUUGGCGCUCCUGUGUUGCUGAGUGUGAGUCUCUCAGGGACUGAAGUUUUAAGCCCAAGUAGGAGUUGCUUGGUUUCACCUGGUUUCCGAUCCUCUGUUAGUCACUACGUGUGCCAUCUCUGGACACCCUCCAAGCCUGGUGUUUUUGUGGGCAGUUGUUCAUCUCAAGGUGUUCCUUUUCUUGGUCAGCCUGGGCCUGCAGUACCUACCCCUCCUUCAUCGGUUUGGCCCCAAACAAAUUUUGGUCUUAAGUCAGGUGGAAUUAGAGGGAUAAUUCAACAGCAAAAGAAAUAGGCUUCGCAUUCCAUUUGCAGAGAGAGCGCGCCUGCGGCGGUGCAUAGCCCUCUGCCUGGUGGUUCUCUCUCCCUGCGGGUUCCCUGGGGCUGCGUGCGGCCGCUGCAGCCGCUAGAGGGCGCUGCAGAAAUGCUGAGGGGCCUCGGGGGCUCAGCAGAGGCCUGUGGACCUGACCCCCUGAGUCUGUGAGGUUCUCCACUUACCAAAGGUCUGUUUCUGGAGGAUUCUUCUGUGACUUUGGUAGCUAAAAAAAAAAAAAAUUAACCAGCAUGGAAGGGUGCAAAAGAAAUAGAAACAUCACUUCUUCCCCUACAGCAUUCCUCACCACCUCCCACCAAAGACCUGGGGACCCCAUGAUUCACAGAGGGUAUCAAAAGGUUGGGGAACUCUCUAGAAGUGUAGGCAAAGUUUAAUGUACUGGCUGAUGUGCAUUUUUCCAUCAUGAGUGUCUAGACCAGCACUGUCUAAUAGAAAUGUAAUGCAAGUAAAAAAAGUCAACACGUAAAAAUAAUUCAGUUACCUGUUUUUUUAGUCCAAUAUUAUUGUUUCAACAUGUAAUUCAUGCGAAAGUGUGAAUGAAGUGCUUUGCAUCCUUGUUUGUACUUGGCCCUCUGAAACCAUUACACUCCCAGGCCUCUCCACCCGGGCGAGCUCCCGAUUGGACAGUGCCGGUCUCCAGCUUCCCCAGUCUUCUCCCUGGGUUCCCUGGCCCUUACAAAGAAAACAGGUUAAAACCUAAUUACCUGCCCGGAGGACUCGACUCCACCCAAGCGGCCUACCUAGAGGCUCACAGGAGCGUUUGUUUUGUAACCACCCUUGCUGGGAUUUCUGCUUAAACUUCCCAACCACACCCUGAGCCCCAUUAGCAUUUACUGCUAUUUCUCCGGCCAGUUAGUUUUCAGAAAGUCACACAAACCACAUCGAUUUGGUGCUCAAACGAGAGCCUGCCCCCCCUUCCUCCAGCAAAUCCUUAGGCCGAUCCGAAGCAGAAGAGAAUUCCAGACUGUAGUCCUGCAAGGUGACCUUGACCCCUAGCAGUCCUUCCUGCUUGGUGGGAGGUCUUUUCCCAGGCCUGGGGCCCCCUGGGGCCUUAGAAGGGAAAAGUAGGAAGUUCCUAUUGACUCCAAAUACCAGACUUUGUGUGGCCGUACUGAGAAAAAGUCUUUGGGGCUGGAGACUGUCCAGACACUCCUGGGUGAACUCUAACUGCCUGGCAACAGCCCAACUUCUCGAUUGAAAUCAGCAUCCCGGCCCCCCAACCCUGAGGCCGUGGACUAGAACCAGAGCAUUUUCAGUCCCUCAGAAUAAUGUGAAGUCACCUCUAGGUAGUGCGACCCUCUGUGUGGCUGGUCCCUUUGGGAGGAGCUGAGCCCUCCCCAAUCAGGAAGACAGCACCUGAACCUUGAGGGGGUCUCCAGGGUUUGUCACCCCAGCAGUGUCAACUGUGCCAUCCAGGCAGGAAGAGUGGAGAGUUUGAGAAGGUAGGAGGUGAGUAGUGGCAACAGCGCCUACCUGUUCUGACAUCACCUAGUCAGCCUGGCAACCCUGGAGGCAAGUCUCUGUCCUAAGAGGUUUGUUUUGCCCGGUUCCCGGCAUUUCCUUCAUUCUGGUGGGAACAUCUGGGCUCCGGGUUUGGUCACAGGAAGAACCGCGGUGCCUGAUGGGCUGUUUGGUUAGUGCCCUGACCUCCCCAUGGCUGCCACGCUUUUAGAAUCAAAAAUGCCGACAGGUAAACUAACAUAGAAUUCUUUCUUAUAUUUAUGAGUUUUGAUUAGAUGAAAAUUCUUGUCAAGCAUACAAAAUAAACGGGCUCACCUUGACUGAACACGAAGAAAUCUCAUUAAAUCAAAACCCUUUCACCAAAAGGGUGGGCUGUAGAGUCACACCUCUGUGGAGCGAGGGCCCAGGCGAUUUCCGGCAGCGUUUUCACACGCUCUCACUCAGAUCUCCACCCUCUGCUGUCUCCAAGCCUGGCUUUCUCUGAUCGCCCGUCUCUGCCUUUGGGUGCGCACCCACACCAGUCCUUCUCCCAUCUUUCAGGACACGGGGCCUCGGUUCUGUAGGUCUCAGAGUUCCCAGGUGGGCACCGCUGUUAGUGGGGUUGGUGUUUUCCUCUUACGUCAUGGCAACCCCUGUACCUGUGCUUCAGAUGAUCACACCCAGUUUACGCUCAUGGCAGAGUCCUCUGUGAAGGAACUAGCCCCGCGUUCCCUUCUCAGAUCUAAUUGUAUUGCAGACCAUAUACAUACAGCUCUUUCCUUUUCUCCUCGCCAGAGAAGUCUCCUAGGGAAAGCUUGGCAAGGAAAUACUCCAGAAGACUGUCCAGGUUUAUGGUCUUCCACCUCCAGCAUGUGCGGGGACCUUCCUAGCUCACUACAGGCCCCGGGGGUAAGAUUUCUUAGAAAAAUGUGUGGGCUGUGCCGUAUGCAAUGGCCACUCGUGCUGCCUAACAUUGUGGCGUGAGAGAUUGUCCCUGUAAGUGAUCUGCGAGGCCACUUCUUCCUUAAGACUGAGAAAGACACACAAAGAAACCACCCUCCAAGGGGAGGGACGCAUGGUGCCCCGGGCACUGCUCUGAGCCCCAGAGGCCCCUCAUCCAGCUAUUUCAGGGCCAGGACUGAGGAGCGCAUUUGGCGACGGUUGUUAACGGGCUGUGUGAGGGCUUCCUUCCUCCGAGUCGGGACAGAGGAUGGCGGGAUAGGAACGUGAAUGUUCUUCCCCAAGUAAGUGCCACGCCCCAGGUGUGCAGCUGACCUGGUUGUGUGUGUGUGUGCAUGUGCCUGUGUUAAGGGGUAAACACUCCUGAUUACAGAGAAGGUCUGGAUUGCCUAAAACACCUAAACUCACGGUGAGCAGCAGGAAUGAGUUUCUCACCACUUACCUCUCCCUUUGUCCCACUUCUCUCCCCCAUCGCACAGGGCCAGGCCUGUGGUCACGGGGACAGUUGAUUUUAAAGAACCUCGAGUUCUUUAAACCCAACUCAGCUAGGAGCGCCUAGCUGCACUCCUCCACGCUGAGUCUUCGACGGCACUGAAUUGUCAUCCCAAAACUAGAGGAGAGGGUCCAGAUCCCAGAGGGGUGCCCUUCAUCACCGAGCCCUCUAAUUGCAAAACCUGCCUGUUUUGCCACCUGCCAAGGUCAUUCACAUCUCUCUGAAUCAUGCCUCCCUCAAGGGCUUCUUCAUCAAGUGGCUUUUGUCAGGAAUCUCAGUGACCCAAGACCUUCUCAUCUUCGUUACUAUGGACGUUGCACUUACCGUGGAGCCAUUUGCUCUGUGGCCACCAAUCAAUAUUUGUUGAUUUGAUAAAGCCGGAAUAUAGAGAUCAUCUUAAGAGGUCUGCAGGUCUGAACAGAGCACAGGAGAAAAACCUGUGGAGAAAGUGGCUCAACCUGAGUCACCUGUAGUCACUACCGGGCAGAAAGCCUGUGGUCUUAGCGUCCCUACUGAAGCAGAGGGUGUGGAGAAGCAAGGAAAUGUGGGGGUCCUGUGUGCUCUGCAAACCAAAGAUGGAUGGCCAUCUAAUGGACACGUGCUUCUUCCACGGACUAGCUGAAUUUUCCCCUCAUGUCCUCAGAAAUAAAAGUGAAGGCGGGUUGCCUGGUUGAAGGGAACUGUGACAUUUCAAGAGGGUUUCUCUUUGCAGGCUGGUGACUGACCUUACUAAACCCAGAAAUCUAAAAAAAUUAAAAAGUCUUAUUGCCUUAGUACCUCAGCAUCUUUAAAGUCUAGUGGUUACUCCCCUUCUCCCUCAAAAGGUUUAAACACAUCUAUGUCUUUAUUCAACUCAGAAUAUUAUUCUCUUGGAGAAUGUGAUGAUUUUCAAUAGCCAAAGAAUUUUCGUGUGUGAGAGCUAGCUAAUUAAUAUCCCACUCUUCCGAAGACAAUACCAAACCUUUGCCUGUGCCAGUAGGCAGAGCGAGCGCCUGAAGGACUCACUUACUGAUCUGUAGGGUGUUGUCGCCAGGGGGCAGGGCGCCCUCUGCUGCACAGUCAUUCUUUCAGCCGGUUCAUUUAACUACAGAGUCACCAUUUCAUCAGCUGGUUGUUUGCUUGUCACUAUCCAGUCCCCCAGUAGCUGAGAAUUUGGUUUAUCAGAAGAGGAAGGAAUGUCACAAACCCCGAGAAGUCAAAAGAGAGCGCCACCGGAGACCUCGCUGCCAGCAGCCUUUUCUUCUGCACGGAGUUGCCAGGCAUUGUUCGCCGUUUGUGGAAAGACGCCUCUGGCCGGAAUGUUUGUGCAGAGUCAGAAUAAGGCAGAGACCUGACCGUUUCGUAACUUCUCUCGACUGGAUCCUGUCAAACAAAGGAAGAUGGGUGAACAGACGUCUCGCCUAUGAAUGUGGAUGGUGUGAAAUACUGACGUGUUUUCUACAUGUCCAUAACAGUGUAUUUACCCCCUGCUUUCACAGUAGUUAUCUGGAAUUGUUGUACCAUUUUAUAAUUAGAGAUGUGUGGGGUGGGGGAGGGGCGGACAGGCUGUUAUUUUUGUAGUGGGAUGGUCCUCACAUCUAGAAAACUUGAAGUAACUUUGUAUUUGUGAAAAGUUACAUUCCAUUCAUUUCCUGAGAAAAAAUGGGUCUUGUUCUUGAAAGCAGCCCUGAGCUGGGAGAAGGAUCACCCUGUCGUAGGGGACCCUUCCAAGGAGAACACAGGGCCCGCAGACAGGACGUCUGCUUGAGUGCGGUUGGUAGGGCAGUAAUCUGGGUGGAAUAAUUUCUAGUUUUAAUUUGACCAUUUCACCUAAAAUGUCCUAUGGUGUGCUUGAGUGUGAUAUUGUUACGUUGCAGAAGUACAUGCUUAUGAUUUUGUAAUGAAAGGGUUUGUAAUGAAAAGGGGGCGUGAUUUGUGCCACACUUUGUGUGUGUGACUUGGCAGUUCUGUGGGCUGCAGACCGUGACCAGCCAUUGCCAGCUCCAUAAUGUGAAAAGGGAACCCCCCGACAUAUUUUAACCCCUCUGUAUAUAGCGUGUGACUUCCACUGAAAAAGACAUCUGCUCCAAAAAACGGAUUUACCGUUAUGAUGCAGUGAGACGUGGCACCAUUAGUCAGUCUCUGGGAGCUCCCUACUAUGGAGAAAAAAAAAAUCCAGUGGAUGUAUUUUCCCUUUCUAUCCAUGAAUUGUGUGAUUUUAUUGUAAAACACACGAUGCCUCGGGUAGAGUUGGACGCAGCUUCCCCGUGAGGCCCUCUGGCCCGCCUGCGGCCUGUGCCCUUGACACUCCACCGUGGAGGUCGUCCCACCCUCUCCACAUUCAGGCCGUGGGACUGCGCCUCCUGGUGUGUUUGCCACGUGACUCGAAAUCCACAGAGUCAUCCCUGAUAGCACUUGCCUGGGUAACUUUCAGUUUGGACUUUGGUUAGCUCUUCAUUGCUGAAAACUUCGCCAUGGAUGAAGUAGCCAUUUCGCCCAGCCAUCAUUUUCUAGACGAAGUCACGGGUCUAUUGAAAUGAUUAGUGAGGGCAGUGUCGGUAUCUUUUUCCGUGUAAAUCUCUUUUCUUCUUCCCCACCCCAAGUACCCACCUUGUUCCUUCCAAAGCACUUUAUAUCUCGAAAUACAAAGAAGUUUUUACGAAGCAGUUUUUAAAGGGAUGUGUCUUCUGUGAAGAGACAAGGGCGUUUCUUCUGCUCGAUUCUGUUUUCCGUGUGCUGGGGAGUCUAACAGUGCGUCUCAUGCUGGGAGUGACGAAGUGUCGCGGAUGCGAGUGGACAGCAUUCAAACGUACACCACAUGGCUAUUUUUGUUACUUAGAAGACUGUCAUGUAAAUAAGUGCCAUCGUCUUCUUAUGUCUCGGUCUGAAAAAACUGCACCUCUGAUGAUUUGGAAAAGAUUGUGAAUUCCAGGAUAUUUCACUGCAAAAUUUUGUUGGGUUUUGUUUUUUAAUAAAACGGAAUCAGACACCGGUG
This is a messenger RNA of Artibeus jamaicensis (Jamaican fruit-eating bat), 9930 nucleotides long. RefSeq names its product ring finger protein 150 (gene RNF150). The record is from RefSeq and is a predicted model, not a curated record. The transcript has 7 exons. The coding region runs from base 622 to 1929 and encodes 435 amino acids. NCBI's taxonomy places the organism in Eukaryota, Metazoa, Chordata, Mammalia, Chiroptera, Phyllostomidae.